AUGAAAAGAGUUAAUGAGCUUACAGGUAUCAAUGAGUCCGAUACAGGCCUAGCGCCCCCUGCCCUUUGGGAUUUGGCCGCCGACAAGAACUGUUUGACAAACGAACAUCCUUUGCAGGUUGCCCGUUGUACGAAGAUAAUCAACGCUGAUUCUGAGGAGCCCAACGAUGUUGGCGGCUGCAAAGAGCAAAUUGAGCGUCUACGGGAAGUUGUGGAGCUACCACUAUUGCAUCCUGAACAAUUCGUAAACCUUGGAAUUGAACCUCCGAAGGGGAUGCUUCUUUUCGGACCUCCGGGGACAGGCAAAACGCUCUGUGCUCGUGCCGUUGCUAAUCGCACAGAUGCUUGUUUCAUACGUGUGAUCGGGUCUGAGUUGGUCCAAAAAUACGUUGGAGAAGGUGCGCGUAUGGUACGAGAGUUGUUUGAGUUGGCUAGGAGCAAGAAAGCAUGUAUCAUCUUUUUCGAUGAAAUCGACGCCGUCGGAGGUGCCCGCUUUGAUGAUGGUGCUGGCAGUGACAAUGAAGUGCAGAGAACUAUGUUGGAACUGAUUAACCAAUUGGACGGAUUUGAUCCUCGUGGAAACAUAAAGGUUUUGAUGGCAACCAACCGGCCGGACACUCUGGAUCCUGCACUUGUGCGACCAGGACGUUUGGAUCGCAAGGUGGAGUUCAGCCUGCCAGAUUUGGAGGGCCGAACUCAUAUCUUCAAAAUCCACGCUAGGUCCAUGUCGGUCGAGAAGGAUAUCCGAUAUGAGCUUCUGGCGCGGCUGUGUCCAAACAGCACAGGUGCUGAAAUUCGCAGCGUCUGUACGGAAGCUGGUAUGUAUGCUAUACGAGCAAGGCGCAAGAUGGCCACUGAGAAGGACUUCCUCGAGGCAGUUAACAAAGUCAUCAAGUCGUACGCCAAGUUCAGCGCGACCCCCGCGAUAUAUGACCUACAACUGAAUCAAACUAACAUAUCGGACAUUGCUCCAAACAACUUCAUUUUUCAUCCUACGUUGUAUCAAUUUUAUCAUAUAUUUGCGGGUGCUGACACGCUUGAUUGUGUCAGAUCACUCCCAGCAUGUUUAUGA
Messenger RNA from Dicrocoelium dendriticum, 1071 nucleotides. The record is from the annotation of a GenBank genome assembly. NCBI's taxonomy places the organism in Eukaryota, Metazoa, Platyhelminthes, Trematoda, Plagiorchiida, Dicrocoeliidae.